AUGGCUGCCAUCCUUCGCAAGCUCUUCCGCCGCAAGAAGCAGCCCCCUCUGGUCUGCUCCAUUUCCCUUGAUGACCAGGGCCAUCCCAUGGGUGAAGACCCAAAUCACAAGCACACAACCGCCUGUUUCAUCGACUUUGAGCCCCUCGCCGUGGUCGAGCUCUUCCAGUCCCAAGGCUGCCAGGCCUGUCCUCCCGUCGUUCCUGGCAUUCUCCAGGGCGCAAACCACCCAAACCUCCUUCUUCUGACCUACAACGUAACGCUCUUUGACCAUAUGGGCUGGAAGGAUACCUUUGCCAAGUCUGCCUGGGACCAGCGCCAGCGGGCUUAUGCCAUGAAGCAGCAGCGCAAGACCAUUUUCACUCCGCAGGUCAUCGUCAACGGUGUAGCUGAUGGCUCCGGUGCCGGCAUCAAGGAGGGUGUCCAGGAGAUUGUGCAGCGAGCCAGGGCCGCCCAGAUGGACAGACCUUGGCACAUUUACCUUGAUGUCAAUGACACGGACGUCAGGAUCGAUUCUGACGCUGAAAUGGCGGAGGAACAUGACAUUAUCCUCGUCCUCUACAGAAGUGGUGACGAGAAAGUCAAGAUCGGCAAGGGGCCCAACAAGGGCGUAAAGCUUGAUCAUCGCAAUGUAGUCACGGAUGUGUUCAAGAUUGGGAAGUGGACCGGUGGUGAUAGUACACUGCCCCUUCCAGCCUCCAAGGAUUCAAUGAAACCAGGGGAGAAUGCCGUUGUUCUGGUUCAAGAGGGCGCUGGUGGCCCUAUUGUUGCCGUUGCUAAGGUUUAG
Fusarium odoratissimum NRRL 54006 is the source of this 786-nucleotide messenger RNA. RefSeq lists its product as uncharacterized. The transcript has a single exon. NCBI's taxonomy places the organism in Eukaryota, Fungi, Ascomycota, Sordariomycetes, Hypocreales, Nectriaceae. The record is from RefSeq and is a predicted model, not a curated record. Bases 1 to 786 code for a protein of 261 amino acids.